AUGACCACGCGGUAUUCUUUGGACGGUCUUGAGACUCGAAUAAAGGAACAUAGUGAGUUCCUUGACAGCAUUACAAGUCUGAUACCUCCUAAACAUUAUUUUAAAAAUGAACCUAGCGGCGAGUUUGAUAUUGAGGGUAGCGCACAGAAAUACCAGCCAAAUAAACGGAAACGACUCGAGAAACAAGUUCUCAAUGAACAGAGAAAACGUGCAAAAAAGUUAAAACUUGAUCCGAAUAAUUUAAAAACUGUACUCGAAAUUCAACAAGAAAAACUGGAAAAGAUGAAACUAAAAGAGAAUGAAGACGCGGAAAUAGAUGAGGAUGAGGAUGAAGUUCAAAGCGAUGAUGAUUCUGAAAAUGAAAAAGAUGUGAAUUUGAAAGAUGAAUCGCCGUCAGUGCCUUCAGAUAGUAAGUUAACAAUAGCUCCAUCAAGAAACAUUGUGGAUCGCCUUGCGCAACUUCGCCGCGCUUCCAGUAUUCCCACUGAAUCCAUUAAUGAUGAGAAACAACUCUCGAAAAGAAAAGCUCAUACUGCAUCAAAUAAAUCUGAACCUGGUAGUGAGAAAGCAGAUCAUGAUAAGAAUAGUAAUCAUGAGAAUGGUAAUCAGGGGGAGAAAAAAAUUUUUUUCAGUAAAUUUGAAUUUGAUGAGCAAAAAAAGAAGAAAAAGGGUAAGAAAGAUGAAAAGAAACUCGUAGAAGAGCUGGAAACUCAUAAAAAAGAAAUUGAAAAAUUGAAACAGGAAGAUCCAAAAAAGGCCGAAAAAUUGAUCGAGACUAAAUCCUGGCAAAAAGUGUUACAAAAAGCUCGCGGUGAAAAAAUCAAGGACGAUCCCAAACUAUUAAAGAAAUCGAUCAAACGCACUCAAACAAUUAAAAAGAAAAGUGAAAAAGCUUGGAAGGAACGAAUUAAAAUAGUUGAAAAGAGUAAAUUCGAUAGACAAAAAAAGCGUGCAGAGAAUAUUCAAGCGCGUUUGGAUGCAAGCAAGAAAAAAAAGAAAUCCAGAAAGUGA
Molecule: messenger RNA, 1011 nt
Organism: Ambispora gerdemannii
Lineage: Eukaryota; Fungi; Glomeromycota; Glomeromycetes; Archaeosporales; Ambisporaceae
Source: the annotation of a GenBank genome assembly